Cyclocybe aegerita is the source of this 801-nucleotide messenger RNA. The record is from the annotation of a GenBank genome assembly. NCBI's taxonomy places the organism in Eukaryota, Fungi, Basidiomycota, Agaricomycetes, Agaricales, Hemipholiotaceae.
AUGUUCUCGUCCACUUCCUUCACCGUUCUGCUUGUCGCUGCCCUUUCCAUGCAGACACUCGCCGCACCUCUCACUGCCAAGAUCGGUUCUGACGGUUCUCAAGCGAACCGCAAGGCCAUCCAGGACGCUCUGCCUGUCGCGAACCAGAAAAUCAAGAACAUGCAAGCCGUGGUCGGUGGCUCGAAUGCGAAGAAUCACCCAGCGGUCGUCAAAGCUUUCGGUAAAGACGCCAACGUCGGUGAGAUCAAAAAGACCGUAGGCAAGCUCGCGGACGGCCGCAUCGUCGUCCCUCACACUGACGCCGCUCCGGGCGUCACCGAGGGUGCGACCAACCCGAAGAACGGCCAUGUCACGUUCGGAUCGACGUUCUACCAGAGCGGUAAGAGCGCUAACUCGCGCGCGGGGACGAUCAUCCACGAGGCGUCGCACGCCUUGGGAAAGACCGUCGACGCGUUCGACAAGAAGGGCAAGCCUUACAAGUACGGCGAGUCAUUGCCGGCAGACAAGGUGAAGGCUGGUGUCCAGAUUGGUUACAAGGACAGCAACAUGGACAAGCUCAAGGCUACUUCGUCCAGCCAGAUGCACCACAACGCCGACUCUUACCGCGUAUUCGCCGAUGAGUGCCCUCAGGCUAAGCGAGAGCUCGUCGAACGGGCUAUGGACGUCGAGGAUCUCGAAAUUCGUGAAUUCCUCCUCAGACGCGCGUGCGCUAAAGGUAAGGCCGGUGCUGCUGCGAAGUCCGGCGCAAAGCCUGCCCAAAAGCCCGCCGCUGCUGCUCCCAAGAAGAUUGGACGCAAGUGA